This is a messenger RNA of Trichoplax adhaerens, 2448 nucleotides long. RefSeq lists its product as uncharacterized. Gene Ontology annotation, biological process: cell-cell adhesion. The transcript has 14 exons. Gene Ontology annotation, cellular component: cell-cell junction. Gene Ontology annotation, molecular function: cell adhesion molecule binding. NCBI's taxonomy places the organism in Eukaryota, Metazoa, Placozoa, Uniplacotomia, Trichoplacea, Trichoplacidae. Bases 1 to 2448 code for a protein of 815 amino acids. The record is from RefSeq and is a predicted model, not a curated record.
AUGAAACUCCAUUUCAAAAGCAGAAUAACCGUUUUAAAAGUAUUAGGGCAUAAAUUACAAAGAGACGCUCAAGUAGAUAUCACACAGCCGACAUCUUCUCCAUUUUCCGUCGAAGGUGGUAAUAACAUCCGAGUAUGUUUUCAGUGUACACCAACUAAUGGCUAUCGUGUACUCGGCUGGAAUCAUAACAACACUCGGAUUGUUGCAUCAAAUCGAAUUUCCCUAGAAUUAUCCAAUACAGAAUUGUGUAUAUCAGCUCUUAAUCCCGGCGAUCUUGGCGAUUACACCUGCGUUGGCAAUAAUAACGCUGGCCAAACUAGAACAGCGUCAUUUGUUUUGCUUGUUACACUGGGAUACUCGAUUGAAACGAAACGUCAACAAACUAUUCCUUUCUUCCAAACUGGCUUAGUGAGUUGUAAAGUGGCUGGUUAUCCUCCACCAAACAUUACCUGGCGAUUAAAUGGCACAGAAAUUGAUUUUUAUCGCUCUAACCGCCACCGGCUUCUAGGCAAUGGGUCGCUUUUGAUCUAUAACGUCAAUCAUAACGAUUCUGGAAGGUAUAGAAUUACAGUAAUUCGACCGGGCCAGCAAAUUCCUCUAACAGAAAGCAUUAACGUAAAUGUUGGUGUUUAUCCGAGAUUCUAUCGCUAUGGACGUUAUCCAGGAUAUCCAGUUAAUGUAACGGUGAUAUCUGGUAGUAAUUUUACUUUAUCAUGCAAUGGGUUAGGUACUCCAACACCAAAUAUAACGUGGCUAGGACCUAAUCGACUUCCGGUCUUUAAUUUACGCUAUCGUGUAACAAAUGGUGGCCGUCUAUUUCACAUUUACAAUGCGCAGCGAAAUUUUGAUAGCGAAUUCACUUGUAGAGUUAAUAAUACCAUCGCUACUAUAAGUGGAACUGCACAUGUUACCAUUUAUGAAAAACCAGUUAUAUCAUCUUUAACUAAUUCACUUAGUAUUGCUACUGGUAGCGCUAUUUCAUUGCGAUGUAUUACAACGGGCUAUCCAAGACCUAGAAUAACAUGGUAUAGAGAUGGUCAAUUUGUAAAUAUAGGAAUUGGUGGUGCCGUUAAACAAGACAUUGUUCGAGGAGAAACUGUUACAAGUUAUUUGAAUAUGACUAACGUUGGUCUUAAUCAAGCUGGUAUUUAUACCUGUUCUAGCAGCAAUAACAUACCUUUCACAUCAAACAGAACUACACAAAUUACUACCAAUGUUAGGGCUCAAGUAGAUAGUUCUUUUGGAUUACCGAUCGUACGUGGAGCUGUUACUGGUAAAACUACUUUGCUUUGCCGUGCUUCGGGGAGUCCACGACCAUUAAUCUAUUGGUCUAAAGAUAAUAUUAAUAUUACUCGUCAAGUUAACCCCUCAAUUACCAUCACUAGUAAAAACCUAUCUAGUAUUGCUAUUUUGAGUAAUUUAACGAUAUAUGGAUUAAAUAGAAGUAAUUUUGGCAAUUAUAAUGCUGCACAUCGCCGAAUUAUCCAACUCCAAGAAAUAAGCUUUCCUAGUUUUCCUAGAUCUGUUACGGUUCGCUCUACAACGACGCACUCAUUAACUAUAAGUUGGUCAUCUCCAAUCAAUCAAGGUGGUGGAAUUAUACAAAUGUAUAGAAUUGCUUAUUAUCGAAAAAAUUUGAGAAAGCAAUAUCAAUAUACGCCAAGUAGCCAAAUAACAUUAAAUAAUUUGGUCGAUAACACUGACUACAUCGUCGAAGUUAGCGCAUCUAACGAAGCAGGAUACGGAAAGUCAGCUACUAUGAUAUUUAGAACAGCAAAGCCAGGUCUGCCUAGCCCGCCGACCAAUAUCGAAAUUAGGCUACUAUCGAAAGAUUCUUUCUUGAUCAAUUGGCAGACUGCAAUAGACAACGGAGGAGUUCCUAUCAUAAGUUAUAUCAUCUCAUAUAAAUUACAUAGCUCUCGAUACAAUUGGUCGGAAUUUUAUGUGCCCAGUUACGAAAGAUCCCAUACAAUCUACAAUUUACCGUUUGGAGGUCAAUAUGAUGUUCGAAUGUUUACAUAUACUAAAGCAGGAAGAAGUAGUCCUACUAGGACCUGGAAUGUUACACUAUCUCAAGCUCAGCUUUCCACAUCCCAACUCGGUGCUAUUAUUGUAGUAUGCAUUAUCUUGUCUCUAAUUGCCUUCGAUCUUGCCGUCUACUAUUUACAUGAAAAAGGAUUAACAGCUGCUAUCAUAAAUAUCUGUUCUACACCUAACGAUACGGAAAUCAUUAAAACAAGCCAAGAUACUACUAUGGUAGCUAAUACUAAUGCCACAAGAAAUAGCAUUAAAGAAGAUCAAAUUUCAGGAUUUCUCAAAUUAAGUAAUUCUACUUUCGAUAUAAUUCUGACUUCUUACAAUAGUGAAUGGAUCUCUGCUAAUGUUUCCUAUAACCAUAGAGUUAGGGUUAGGGUUAGGCUGAACAGCGUUAUGAAUGGAAUUUGGUAA